Messenger RNA from Amorphotheca resinae ATCC 22711, 981 nucleotides. RefSeq lists its product as hypothetical. Bases 1 to 981 code for a protein of 326 amino acids. NCBI's taxonomy places the organism in Eukaryota, Fungi, Ascomycota, Leotiomycetes, Helotiales, Amorphothecaceae. The record is from RefSeq and is a predicted model, not a curated record. Gene Ontology annotation, molecular function: transmembrane transporter activity. Gene Ontology annotation, biological process: transmembrane transport. The transcript has 2 exons.
AUGAAGGAUAAUAAGCAGGAAGGGAUCAAGAAUUAUAAGGGCUUUGUCGCGGGGGUGUUUUCAGGCAUUGCUAAACUAACCGUGGGCCAUCCAUUCGACACGAUCAAAGUCCGCCUCCAAACCUCCGACCGAGCUCGAUUCUCCGGCCCUCUACAAUGCCUCGUCCAGACGGUCAAGAAAGAGGGAUUGGCCGGCUUGUACAAAGGCGCCACGCCGCCGCUCGUGGGAUGGAUGUUCAUGGACUCCAUCAUGCUCGGCUCGCUGACCUUCUACCGGCGGCUGCUCCACGAGACGCUCUUCAACCCCAACCGCGGAUCCGCGUCGUCGUCUCCCCUCAGCAUGCUGCUCCGGCGCGAGAUCCCGCCCCCCUCUGAUAACGACGAGGCACCACCGCACAAGCUGCCCACGCUGGGGCACGCCAUGGCGGGGGUCAUGGCCGGCGCGACCGUCAGCUUCGUAGCGGCGCCCGUCGAACACAUCAAAGCGCGUCUGCAGAUCCAGUACUCGAGCAAGAAGGCGGAGCGGCUGUACAAGGGGCCGAUCGACUGCGUGAAGAAGAUCUACCGGUGCCACGGCGUCCCGGGCAUCUAUCACGGGCUCUCGGCCACGCUGCUGUUCCGCGGCUUCUUCUUCUUCUGGUGGGGCAGCUAUGAUAUCUUCUCGAGACUGCUGGCUGAGAAGACGAGCUUGAGUACGCCGGCGAUUAAUUUCUGGGCCGGCGGGCUGAGCGCUCAGAUCUUUUGGAUCACGUCGUAUCCCUCGGAUGUGGUCAAGCAGCGGAUUAUGACGGAUCCGCUGGGCGGAGGGUUGAAUGAUGGCGUGAGGAGGUUCCCGAAUUGGAGGGCUGCGGCUAGGGCCGUUUAUCAAGACGGUGGAUGGAGAGGGUACUGGAGGGGAUUCUUGCCGUGUUUUCUGAGGGCAUUCCCGGCGAAUGCCAUGGCUCUUGUGGCCUUUGAGGGCGUUAUGAGGGCGUUGCCUUAG